AGGAUCCACAGUAACUCAUUUGUAUCUGUGUUUAUUGACGGUUAAACGCAGACAUUGACUGAUAAACGUGGAUUAGAGUCGUGAUUGGAAGGAGAUGCUGUGAGGCAGCUGACUGGACCUUUAAUGCAGCUGCAGCUCUUCUUCAUUCAGAUGCUGAGAGGAGCAGACCGGAGGAGGGACGCUGUGCACGGAAAACCUCACGCAGCUUAAUUCUAAUCGCAUUUUAGAGAGAGAGAGAGGAAAAAACUCUUUGAUGCAUAGUGAGGGCUUUUUGCGCUACCUGUAGUCUUUAUCCGGGACAGCGCUGUCCGGGAUGCAGCGGAGCGGAUUGCGGCAGUCAGAGGUUCCUGAAUGAUCGGAGCUCAGCAGCAGCAGCAGCAGCAGCAGCAGCAUCACUCUGUAUGAAAUGCGUCACCGCGAUCCAGUUUUCCCAUUUACACACACCGACUCUCCACUCACCGACUGGUUCUCCUACUGACUGCUUCAUCAGGUAACCACAUGCGCGGGCCGGUGUCACCGCGCUGAGCCCGGAGAGCACGAAGGGUACUGGGGUCAGAGAGACGCAAGAAGUGGCCGGACAAAGGUGGACCGGAUGACGGCCAGAACCGCCGAGGCCUCGGGGCUGUCGGUGCCACCGCACCGCUGUCACGGGGGAGCCACCAACAGCACCUGCGCGGAGCAGCUCAGCCUCCUCCCGCCGUUCUCCUCCGCCCUCGCGCUCCUCGUGCUGGUGGCCGUGCUCGUGGGGAUCAUCCUGGUUUCCCUGGCAACGUUCCACUUCCACAAGAGGAAGCUCCGGAACAGGAAGAUCCAGCGCGCGCAGGAGGAAUACGAGCGCGACAGUCGCAGCCCGGCGCGCGCCGCUGCCAGCUCGGAGCCCGCGAGGCCGUGCGUCAUCGUGCGUCCGGUGAGGUGCGAGGAGAAGCUCGCGUGCCAGAGCGCGGCGGCGGCGGAGAGCGGGCACGUGGAGGCGGAGGAGGGACAGGCGCCGCACGAGGCGGCCGCUCUUGACUGUUAACUUCAGGGAACGAACUGUGGAAUAAACAGGAAAAGCAAUAAGGCACAAAGAACUCCAUCUCUGCUGCUUGUAGACUAGAACCGGUAGAACGCAGAACACUGAGCAGAACCGUAGAGGGUAACUAGUGCAGUGACUCACAGGCUAGCUGCUGGGCACUCCUCCGUUAGUAUUUAGCCACCUCCUUAUGGGACCGUGUAAAGUAUUUGCCUGCUUUGACUUCUGGACCUCCUCCUCUUCCCCCCUCAGCCUAAAGCCAACCUCAAAGAUGUUGAAAUCCUCCCCGGGAUGUGACACGCAGUUGUGUUAAAUUAUUAAGAGCUGGCGACACAACACAGAUCUUCCUCGGCAUGUCCUCUGACACACUACCAGUAUGUAGUUAGACUAUAAUGGAUGUUGUGGUGCUGUUAGGCAGUGCAAAGCUGCAUAUAGGCUAUAGAAGCGGCUUCUUUGUUUGCUGUAGUAUUUUUUCCUUCAAUUAAGUGACUUAGCAUAUUUGCAUAAAGUACUGUCCUCCAAUGUCUGUUAGACAUCUGUAGGUAGCUCUAGUUUGCCUGACAGGAUGCAAGACUUUUUGCUGUAGUUAUGCACAUAAGAUUUCUGUUUCUUUAAAGUGUCAGAUAGUAACUUUUAGCGCUAAUACAGUAUUUUCAUUUUUGAGUAUUUAUAAUGUAUCCUCUGACAUGUAAUAAAUUGAGAAUUCUUCCAACCCUACAACAGAGGCUUUCAAAUGAAGCCAAUCUUUUUUUCCUUCUUUUUUGAUCCCUCAUAUUGUAUCAUAGUGGGCCUAAUAGAAAUUCUGUGUCAUUUAUUCUAUGAAUUCACUGUAAAUGUAUGCCAUUAUGAGAGCUGGAAUGUUUUGCAGUAACAUCAUCUUUCUGGAGUUCAUAUAAUCUGCCUUAUCAAAGGAUAAUAUGUAAUAUUCAAAGUUUAUAAAUAAAUACGUAAUAUAUGAAUACUUUA
This is a messenger RNA of Amphiprion ocellaris (clown anemonefish), 1978 nucleotides long. RefSeq lists its product as uncharacterized. NCBI's taxonomy places the organism in Eukaryota, Metazoa, Chordata, Actinopteri, Pomacentridae. The transcript has 2 exons. Bases 593 to 1018 code for a protein of 141 amino acids. The record is from RefSeq and is a predicted model, not a curated record.